Molecule: messenger RNA, 760 nt
Organism: Nycticebus coucang (slow loris)
Lineage: Eukaryota; Metazoa; Chordata; Mammalia; Primates; Lorisidae
Product: histone H3.3 type 2-like
Exons: 1
Coding region: 285-695 (136 amino acids)
Cellular component (GO): nucleosome
Molecular function (GO): structural constituent of chromatin; DNA binding; protein heterodimerization activity
Source: RefSeq, a predicted model, not a curated record
GCACAGGUCAGGGUCUCCCAAGCCUUAGGCAUCCCAUCGGGCCACCGACCUGAGUCUGCUCGCCACCACAUCCCUCCCUAGUCAAGGCAGCCUCCAAGGGGUCGCACACCCUUGAACGUCCCCCGGUGCCACCCUGAGCAGAGGAGGAGGUCACUGGCUUGGAGCAGUGGGACUUCGGACCUACACACUGUGCACUGCCAGGGUGCCCUCGCUCUGUGACUCCAGCGUCUCCUGCAGCGCGCCCAGCUCGGCCAAGGAGAAGGGCCCAGGCCUGCGCCCCUGCCAUGGCGAGGACCAAGCAGACCGCCCGCAAGCAGAUCGGCGACAAGGCGCCCAGAAAGCAGUUGGCCACCAAAGUCUCCGGCAAGCUGGUGCCCCCUCUGUCAGGGCUGAAGAAGCCCCACCGGUACAGGCCGGGCACCGUGGCGUUGCGGGAAAUCCGACGUUACCAGAAGUCCACGGAGCUUCUCAUCCGCAAGCUGCCCUUCCAGCGCCUGGUGCGGGAGGUGGCUCAGGCCCUCCUGCCAGACCUGCGCUUCCAGAGCGCGGCAGUGGGUGCUCUGCAGGAGGCCAGCGAGGCCUAUCUGGUGGGUCUUUUUGAAGACACCAACCUGUGUGCUAUCCAUGCCAAGCGUGUCACCAUUAUGCCCAAAGACAUGCAGCUGGCACGCCGCAUUCGCGGAGAGCGCGCUUAGGAGUCUGCGCCGGGCCAGAUAAUCGUGUUCUCAUUUUUUUUUAAUCCUCUACCUGUUAUCCUUAG